UCUCAGCAAAUGUGUAUCGUCAAAAAAACUGUUAAAAUGGUGAUAUACGUAAACACACAAACGUCCUACUCUUUUUCUACUUGAACGCACCGGGACAGAGCUAUCAUGGCAUACGCAGGCGAGCCGUGUUAGUAAAACAGUACACUCGGCUAGCUUAGUAACUCUCAAUUACAACGAUACGUUCUGAUAAAGCGAGCCGCGGCGGACAGUAAGUUGAUCAUGUUUGCGUCUAUCAAGGUACUUCUUCGUUGUGGUAAUGUUCAGUUUCAUUGAGGGCCACCUGAAAUACAGCACUGCAAAGCAGGACACCGAACAGGAAGUGAGGUCACAUCCAGCGGGAGGAUGAUCACUUUCAUCCUGAUGGUGAACCGCCAGGGUCAGACCCGUCUAUGCAGGUACUACCAGCCGCUCAAGCUGAGCCAGCGCACUGCGCUGGAGACCGACGCGGUCCGCUGCUGUUUGAGCCGUGGGCGGGACCAGUGUUCCUUUGUGGAGUACAAGGACUUCAAACUGGUGUUCCGCCAGUACGCCGCCCUCUACAUUGUGGCAGGUGUCACCGACGACGAGAACGAGCUGUCCGUCUACGAGCUUCUGCAGAACUUUGUGGAAGUUCUGGAUAAAUACUUCAGCCGGGUGAGCGAACUGGACAUCAUGUUCAACCUGGACCGAGUCCACCUCAUCCUGGACGAGAUGGUCCAGAAUGGACACAUCGUGGAGACCAACAGGAGCAGUGUUCUGGCGCCGCUCACAGCUCUCGACAAGAUGGCGGACGGCUGACGUGCUUUUAUUUUGCAGUAGAGAUGGACCGACAUGUCUUAAUGUUGUGCUUAAUUAAGCAGCAAAAAACAUCAAACACCUUUAUUCCCAGAGUCUGAAUAAUUAAUAUAAUUAAUGUGAAAGUUCA
Molecule: messenger RNA, 904 nt
Organism: Nerophis lumbriciformis (worm pipefish)
Lineage: Eukaryota; Metazoa; Chordata; Actinopteri; Syngnathiformes; Syngnathidae
Source: RefSeq, a predicted model, not a curated record